Molecule: messenger RNA, 2047 nt
Organism: Cavia porcellus (domestic guinea pig)
Lineage: Eukaryota; Metazoa; Chordata; Mammalia; Rodentia; Caviidae
Product: UL16-binding protein 1-like
Exons: 5
Coding region: 170-913 (247 amino acids)
Biological process (GO): immune response
Cellular component (GO): external side of plasma membrane
Source: RefSeq, a predicted model, not a curated record
CGGAAGAACUUUUUUUUUCUAACGCCGCACACUUAGGUGAGUUGAGCGCAGGCGCGAGGCUGACUCCUAUGAAGCUCCUUGUUCAGCUGUUCCGUUGGUUGUGUUGAGUCCAGAAGAACAGAGUUUGAAGCACACGAGGGCUGCAGCGCGGAAAUCGGCCCAAGGACCCAUGGACCGGGCCGCUAUGUCCGAUUUCCUCCUCGCGGUCCUGGCCGGGCUGCUGAAGCUGUCAGAGCCUCUCCAGGCAGCAGGUGCCGGCACUCACUCUCUUUUCUAUGAAUUCAUCACCACUCCUAAGUCCCUGCCUGGACAGCAGCAGUGCAAAAUCCAAGGUCAGCUGGAUCAGAAGAUCUUUCUUUCCUAUGACUGUGUUGGUGCCAAGGCCAACACAUCAAUGGGUGUCCUUGGAGGGAAGCUGAAUAGCACCAAGUCCUGGAAUGACCAGUUAAAAACACUGGAGGAUUUGGCCACAGAGUUUAGAAAGCUGUUGUGGGACAUUAAACUAGAGGACUUUGCAUCCACAGAUCCCCAUUUCUUCAUGGUCAGGAUGACCUGUCUCCAGAAAGCUGAUGGAAACAUCCUCGGAUUCUGGGACUUUGGAUGCAAUGGAAAAUUUUUUCUCCAUUUUCACUCAAACAAUAAAACAUGGGAAGACCUCCUUUCUGGAUUCAGCUCCAUGAAGGAGAAGUUGAAGAAUGACAUGGAGCUGAGUGAGUUGUUAUACAGGACAUCACUGGUCGACUGUGGAAGUCGGUUAAAGGAAUUCCUGGAGCAUUCAGAGGAAAAUCUUGAGACCACAGCACCACCCACCACCCCAGCAGGAUCUGAAUCCACUUUAAUGGCCGCCCUACCGAGCUGCUUGGUCCCAGUGCUACUCUCAUGUGUGAUUUUUCUCUUUUUAAAAAAAAACUAAAUUACGUUAUAUGAUAAAAUGUUCAAGGCUGCGGUUUAGCUCAGCCGCAUAAGUGUUUGCCUGGCAAGUACGAGGUCCUGAGUUUCAUCUACCAGAAAAAAAAAAAGAAAACAUGUUUACAAUCAUUGGUCGUUGGAGAAAUUCAGUUAAAACAAUCAUUGAGGAUCCAUCUCAACCCAGAAAGAAUGCCCAGGAUUAAGAAACAACCAAUAACAAAUGCUGGAGAAGCUGUGAGGAAAAAGAUUUCUUCUGUACUGCUAGUGGCAGUGUAGACUGGUACAGCCACUGUGGAAAUCAGUGUGGAGAUUCCUAACAAAACUGGGAUUGGAAGUCCCAUUUGUUCCAGCUAUCCCACUUCUGGGCAUAUUCCCAAAAGAACUGAAAACAUCAUACCACAGUGAUAUAUGUGCACCCAUGUUUAUAGCAGCACAAUUUGUAAUAGCCACAUUUUGGAAACAACCCAAAUGCUCAUCAACUGAGGGAUGGAUAAAAAGGAUGUGGUAUUUUUAUGUAAUAGAGUACUACCCAGCUAUAAAGAAGGAUCACAUUGAGGCUUUUAUAGGCUUUUCAGAUUAUACUUGUUAGUAAAAUAAACCAACUCACAUAUGUAAAAUCCAUGCUGUCUCCCUGAUGUAAGAAAGUGGAAGAAUAAAUAAGAUCCAAACUCUUCAAUAAAUAUUGUGAACGGAUAAGAAACUGCUCAAAGGGGAAAAAUAACUGGGACAGGGAAAAGGAGGAAAGAAGGAAGGGAAAAGAAAAAUGAUGUCAAUUUCUAUAUAAACCCUUAACGUAGCUAAGAUGAUUGUAUUAUUCUAUCAGUUCUAGGAACAAAACAGUUAACAUUCAUGGCAUUAGAUCAAUUUUGCACGUCUGUCUCGGGGAAUCUGAGUAACACUUUUGAAGACAACAGUGAAAAAUAACAGCCUUUGUUAAGUUCCUACCACGUAUUUUGAAAGCUUAUAUUGUUAAUGCUGGGUUUUUUAUUAUCAUUGUUUGUCUCUUUGGUUUCUUGUUUUUCAUGCAUUUUAUUUUAUUUUAUUUUUUCCUCUUUAAAAUAAAAAAAAUUAUUUAAUUGUCUUUCCAACAACAUAUUCUCUUCUGACAUUUAAAUAAAGAUCUUUAUUUUGAAACAAA